Molecule: messenger RNA, 1638 nt
Organism: Bombyx mandarina (wild silkworm)
Lineage: Eukaryota; Metazoa; Arthropoda; Insecta; Lepidoptera; Bombycidae
Gene: ae19
Product: alpha-esterase 19
Source: RefSeq, a predicted model, not a curated record
AUGGCAGUUACAUUCCCAAUAGUGAUUUUAACGUUGACGCUAAUAAAUAACAUUGACGCUAUAUCUAGGAUCGAUCCUUUGGUCGAAACUAAAGUCGGAUUGAUCAAAGGAUUAAGAUCGGAUAAUAAUGAUUUUUCUUUAUUUUUGGGUGUACCAUACGCGAAAGUAAACAGGAGUAAUCCAUUUGGGGUGUCCAUCCCAUACCCAAGUUUCCUAGACACAUUUGAAGCCUUCCAAGAAUCCCCAAGAUGCCCACAAGCGAGCACAUCAUCAAACCAAUCUUUGGACUGCCUCAGCCUUAACAUUUACGUGCCCACAAACGCAACGUCUCAGAAUAAAUUACCCGUUAUGGUUUGGAUUCAUGGUGGUGCAUUUUCAAGUGGGUCCGGCAGCAGGGACAGUGCUGGCCCCGAGUUUCUCAUCAGAUAUGAUGUUAUACUUGUUACGGUGUAUUAUCGUCUUGGGCCUUAUGGUUUUAUGUGCCUGGAUCAUCCAGAGGUGGCAGGCAAUCAAGGUCUGAAGGACCAAUUAAUGGCUUUAAGAUGGAUUAAUGAAAACAUUGAAGCCUUCGGAGGGGACGCUAAUAAAAUAACAAUAUUUGGCGAAAGUGCAGGUGGACAUUCCGUGGAGCUACAUUUACUAUCUCAAGCCGAAAUUUUGUACAACAGAGUGAUUUUACAAAGCGGUAGCGCUGAAGCGCGAACGGUACUGAUCGAACCUGAUAAAUCUGCUCCAUUGAAAAUUGCCGAUCGCCUGGGUCAUACAACUGACAAUAUUGAAGAGGCACUAACAUUUUUGUCAUCAGCUAGCACAGAAUCAGUAAUUACAGCGGCAUCAAGUCUAGGUAUCGAGUUUAAGCCUUGUGCUGAAAAUCCGUUUGAACAAGUUGAUUCUUUCAUAACAAAACGUUGGGCAAAUGCAAAAAUACCAAAGGUAGCCAACAUACCUGUGCUGAUAGGUUUUAAUGAUCAUGAAUUAAUGAUAACGCAUGUGCUUGGCGAUGCCCAGCAUUUUGCGUCUUUGGACAUUUUCACCACAUACUUAAACAAAACCUUUAACUUCGAUAGCGACACUUUGGAGGAAAUGACUCAGUACGUUCGGCAAUUUUACAUCGGAGAUGAUCCGAUUACUGAAGAAAAAAGGUGGGAGAUAAUUAAUUAUGAUUCAGAUUUUGUUUACAUUCAUCCCAUUCAAAGGACUAUCAAUAAAUUUAUUGAAGGACAUGCUCGUAAUAUUUACUAUUACAUGUUCUCUUAUGACGGUGGGAGGAAUUUGGUAAAAGUGAGUCGUGGUAUUAAUGCACCUGGGGUUGCACAUGCUGAUGAGCUUGGAUAUAUAUUUUCUAUUAAGAGUUUAUCUAAUAAGACCAGCCCUGAAGAUCAGCUUAUGGUUGAUCGAAUGACCACAAUGUGGACAAACUUCGCCAAAUUCGGCGACCCCAUUCCAGAAACCACUGAGCUAUUACCAAUUAAAUGGGAUCCAAUAACGAAGGACAGCUAUAACUAUUUGAAAAUUGAUUCGGUGCUUACUUUAGGCAAUCGACCUUACAAAGAAAGAAUGACUCUAUGGGACUUAUUCUACAAACUAAAUGAAAAGAAACAAAAGUACUACGAUGAGAGCAACGAAGAUUCUUUUUAA